AUGUAAUUAAAAUCAAAGAUUAAAUAAUUAAUUUAUUGUAAGGUAAUUCUCAUAAUAAGUAUAUCAAUAAAUAAAUAAGUGAUUCUAAUAGCAAAAUUAUAUUUUUUAUAUAAUUAUUAAUAAGCAAGCAAGCAAGCAUCCAAGAAACAAAAUCUUAUAGCACAAUAAAUAGCAAACAAAGUUUAUUUCCAAAUAGUAAAAAUGUCAAUUACAGCGUCCAACUGUUAUGAAAUUUCGAAUUCUCCUUUAAAUCUAUCGAAAUCUAAGUAGCUUUAUUCAUUCCCUAAAGAUAAGCGUUUUCGCGAUAACAGUGCUAAAAUGUGUGAUAGUUUUUAUGAUUUACCAAGCACUAAAGACCAUAGAUCAACUUCAUUCGGAUAUGGAAAAAAGUCUGAUUUGAGUGGUUUAUCAGCUAGCCCUGCUCCUAAUAAAUAUAAUAUAACUGGUGAAUUUGAAAAUUCUAAAGAAAAGCAUAGAGGAUAUUCACUCGGUCUUGGUAGAAAUAAUGUAAAUUUUGGAAGUAUGUUUAACCCAAAAUCUGAGGGAAAUAAGCCUGGCCCAGGUACUUAUAAAGUGAACUCUACUCUUUCAAAUAUUAGCUUUUCAAUGAGAGCCAAAACUCCAGGUCAAGAUGAGAAAUUCACAAACAGAAAAGAUUGUCCUGGACCUGGAACAUAUACUAACCCUUUGAGCAUGAGCGCAAAUGGAAAAUAUCCUCAUUCAAGAUAUAAAAAUAGUGGACUUGCAUUUAUUAGCCCAUAAACAGUAGUCAAAGAUUUUAAUUCCUCUGCACACAAAUCAAGCUUACCAGGACCAGGGUAAUAUAAUCCACCAUCAACAAUAACCUAAACUGGUAAAUAAGUUGUCUAUAGAUUUAAAAGCAGCGGUGCAUGCACAUUCCCUCACAGUGGUAGAGAAGAUAUGGGUAAAGCAACAGGAAUACCUGGCCCUGGAUAUUAUAGAUUACCAUCUGAGUUUGGAUAUUAUGAAUCUAAAAAUCCUCAAUAAGAUAAAUCCUACACAUCUCCAUAAAAAAAUGGAAAAGCUUGA
Molecule: messenger RNA, 1050 nt
Organism: Tetrahymena thermophila SB210
Lineage: Eukaryota; Ciliophora; Oligohymenophorea; Hymenostomatida; Tetrahymenidae
Product: sperm-tail PG-rich repeat protein
Exons: 7
Source: RefSeq, a predicted model, not a curated record